Folsomia candida is the source of this 5542-nucleotide messenger RNA. RefSeq lists its product as uncharacterized. The transcript has 7 exons. The coding region runs from base 33 to 5072 and encodes 1679 amino acids. Lineage: Eukaryota; Metazoa; Arthropoda; Collembola; Entomobryomorpha; Isotomidae. The record is from RefSeq and is a predicted model, not a curated record.
UUCUUUUUCGGCGAUCGAGCAGUCAUGACGCAAUGAAUAAUAAGCCUGCAAGGAACCAGAUUUGCUAUCAAUAUGAGAACCAAAACCUUUACGAGAAUUUGGACCCCGGACCCACUGCUUCGGUAGGCCGUGGUUAUGGAAAGGAAGAAGACUCAGAUGACGAAAGUACUCCUUUGAUUCCAAUUGCCAUCCCUCAAUUAGUGGAGAACAAGAGGAGAGAUAACUCGCGGCCUGCAUUUGGUCGUGUGGUUAUCUUUGCUGAUAAAGCAAAUAAGAAUCAAAUACAGCGUGCAAGGAGUUGCAGUCCGACUGCACAAUCGAGAAAUAACAUGAUUGAUGGUAGACCUCAAGGAAUUUUAAAAACCUCCAAAUCCAGUCAUUCGACAUUUCAUUAUGAACCCACCACGACUACUCGCAUUCAAACUACUGAAGGGACAUUAAAUGAAAGGAUGGACACCAGAAACAUUGGGAAUUUUACAGGAAAAUCAACUCUGCAAAGAACAAAGUCAAAUCCUGCCCCAUCCAGUCUGAAAAGAAUGGACAUGAAUAAGUCCAUACCUGUUCGCAUACCGAGUCCUCCAAAAUUGGAAAAUUGUCCUUCCGUUAAGCUAUCUCGGUCUAAUCCCCUUUUAAAUGUUUCUUGGAACUGCCCUACUUUAGAGAAACGUAAGGAAAUUAUCCUCAACUAUUUCAAGAAUUUCAGUAACAGAAAAGACAAGCACCACGAAACUACUGAACCGAUCUACGAAGAAAUUAGAGAAAAAUCCAAAGUCUUUGAAGGUGCAGAUGAUACCGACAUGGAUUCCCUUUUGAAACCGAAACUUUCCCCAAAGAAAGUUCGACUUAAUUUACUUCCAACCUAUAACGUAGGCGAGAACGUGUACCAGCUACCAGUUAACAGAGAAUUGAAUCGAUCCACCUCAUUCUCUAAUGCACCACAAAACAAUCGAGUUGAAUAUGCAGAUUUUUCUCCAAAUUCGAAUAGAGAUGGUAAAGAUUACUACUUUGCUAAUAAACAGCAAGCAACAAAAAAUUAUGAUUCUGCUUCAAAAAAUUUGGAUCAUGUAAAAAUUUCAAAUCAAUGGAUAAUACCGGAAAUUGUAAUUGACGACAACAACAAUAACAACAUCGAAAGUAAUAAAGCCAACAACAAUAUCAGACUUGGUAUGGCUAAUUUUGCAGCUCAGGUUGCACAGCAAGCAAAGGCUAAUCUUUCUAAAAAGAUCGUCGUAGGUGGUCGAAGCCAAAGUUUUAGCUUUGGGGAGUUGAGCAACAACUCGGCCUGCAGUUUGAACAAUCUUGACUUUGAUGAUGUAAACAUAAACUCCGACGACUUAAUAUCCAAAGUGGACGACAUAUAUCUUCGACUUGACAAACGAGGCAAAAAGUCUGGAACCCCAACUACAAGGCUGCUAAAACGGAAUCAGAGCCAAAAUAUCGAGAAUAGAUCGUUGAGAACAAGACGAGAAUCUGAUGACAACGCUCACAUUAAUGCUUCCACAAAUAUUGUCUCAUCUUUGCAAUCUUUUCUCGCUACCAAAAAUUUUGUGUCACAAGUUGACUUAUCCCUAACAAAGGAAAAAUCCAAGCACUGCUCAAUUUAUGCAAAUGCCAACAUAGGGCUUAAUUCUCCCUCGAAUAGUGGGAGUUCCGAUGUUGAUAUGAACAGUGAUAAGGACGACAAAGAGGUGAUGAGUAACGGAAAUAAUGCAGAGUUGUCUGCAAAAUCUGAAGAUUCUGAGACGGAGAGUGGAUUUAGCAUGGAUUCAACUUGUGAGGAGGUUAUUAUUUUUGCCAAGGAGGACACCGUAACUACUAACCCUGUUACUUCUAAUAAUAAGAAGAAGCCCAUUUCUGCAUCAGAAGAUUCUUGCUACUCUUGUACCAAUUCUUCCAACUCUUCUUCUUCAUCUUCUGAGGAGGAAAGUGAGAGUCGACGGCAGCAGCAGCAGAGAUUCAUUUCAACGGCAGCCCAACAAAAUCCACCUUGCAGACCUCCUCGAGCCACCUCCAAGGCAAAACCUGCGAAGAAAAUUACUCUGUCCUACGCGUCUCAAAGUCUUGACACCCAAGACACGAACGUGAACAGUAGCAGUGUCGUCGUCGAGGAAAAGGAGCAAGUUAGCAACAACUUUAUUACGAACGUGAGCGUGGAUAAAGAUCAAACCGAAGGAGAUAUAUCUCGAAAUCAGAAAGAGUUCAUCAAUUUGACGGAUUUCCCACAUAUUGAUUUGCAGACCAGAAAAAAAUCAAUUCUCACAAUCAGUGUCAUUGAUUCCACCCAAUCUACCCCAACCUCGUAUCCGGUCCUGAUUGACGAGAAAGAGCAAGAAGGUUCACACAUUGCGGAGAAUCUCAGCAGUACUCAAAGCACCACAAAUCCUGAUGAGCCUUCUUCUCAUCUCGGUUGCUUGAACUGGGCAGAUUGGUACCGGUCUCUGAAAAAGGGAACUGUGCAUUUGGAUGACAGCAGUGUUCUUGUUACUCACCACACUCCCAAAGACAAAGGGAAACCGAGAAACGACGCUUUGUCUUCAUCAGCGUCUGCACAAAAGAGCGGAACUGAUUGUUAUUGCUGCUCUGCCACUAGCUUUGAUUUGGAAAAUUUUGAUAGCAAGUUGACUAUUGGGAGUAGUGGUGGGAGGCCGUGUGAGAAAAGCUCGAUAAUCGAGAAGCCGCAAGGGAAACAUUGUCAUUUCUCUGAAGAGGACAACGUUAAGCAACAAAGCAGCACAAUAAAAAUGUCGGCUACCAGCUUAAUGACACCCACCGCAUCGAUUCAAGGUGAUAAAUUAUCCCCGUCAAGUGGACUUUUGAUUGAAACUCAGAAUUUGUGGGACACUUCUUUGUCACCAACCUCACCCAAUUCCCACUCGUCAUCCGACCCAGACUUGCCAGCUUCCUCCUCAUCUUCCACAACGAGUGAUAUAUCAGAAACAUCAGUCCAACUUGCCACCAUCAUGACCGACGCUGAAACAAGAAAUCAGUUCAUUCGGCAGGAUUCUAAAUAUUAUGAUGAUGCUGACAUUGACGCUGAAGAGGACGGAGGGUUUGAAAGCUUCCAAGUUUUGGAUGCUGAUGGCGAAAGAUAUGAAGAUGAGGACGACGGAAAUUCCAACAGCGACGAAGGUCAAUUCCUUGGAAUCAGUGAAAGCACGGCUUCUCGCCAACUAACUUUUUCCCAACUCUCCCAAAAUAUUCCGGAAAAAGAGUUGAAACAAAAGGCAUCUACAGUGCUAGAUUUGAUCAACGCCGAAAUUUCGGAUCUGCACACAAGAGAGUUGGAGUUGAAGAAGAAGAACCGGACUGCGGACGGGAAGGGAGACUACGAGGGGGAAAGUGAGGACUUUGUGGAGGAAGGGUCCUCUCAGGCGGACUCUGACGACUACUCGGACUCUGCUGUCGACAUGGUGGAAACCUUCUCUCGCACCUCAAACUCUUCGGGAAAUGUGACCCCAGCGGACAGCAACGGGAGGGACAAGAGUGAGGAGCGAGAGAGGAGCUCAGGGUCACCGCCUCGAACCGGUGGGUCCUUCAACCCAGCGGAAGUGGGGGAUAACAAGGUGGUGGUGGUGCAAGAUCAGAUCAUCACUUCCUCAUCGUUGAUGACGGCGGGUAGUUUCACGGAUGAGGAUGAAGCCCCCUCGAGUGGAACCACCUCGGGCAAGGUUGGAGUUAAGGUCCGACCCAUUGUUGAGGAAGAAGUUAAAUCCAUUGAACUCAGCGUGGAGAAGGAGACACCAAUCGAGCGAGAAAUUCGACUUGUACGUGAGCGUGAAACUGAAUUCCGUCGUCAAAGAAUUGCCACCACUGGGACGUCGGCAGAUUCGGAUGAACAAUCGUUUCCAACAUCCCCGACCAACAAUAAGGCGGCGAUCGUUAAUCAUCACGAAGAAGCGUCAAAGAAAAUUACAACCAGCGGUAAAGCCAGCAAUGUUAUUGCCAAUGUCAAGUCCAUUUUCGGGACCGAUGGCAUUUCUGCCGGAGGAUCGUCAGGUCAAAAGGAUCUCCAGUACGAAAUGGCAACCGCUAGACUCAAACGCGAGAUGGAGGAAAACUUGAUGCGUGAAAGGGAACUUUUCCAAGAAGGGAGAUUAAAGUCAUUGAGUGCCCCGGAACCUGCUGAGGUCGCCGCUUCAGACGAGGCAUCAAAUGUGACAGAGUCUGAAAGCGCUACGCCAAACAACGAGGACGAUGCUGACGAUGCUUUCCAGGAUGGGUCAGACCCAGAGGAGAAAGUGGACGAGUCACAAUUUACGAUUGGUGCACGUCGAGCAGUGGUACGAUUGCCAUCCGAACCUGUCAGCAGCCAACUUAGUGCCGGCCCUCAACCAAAUUUCCAAACCUCUUCCGUCGCCCCACAUUCCGCACCGGCGGUUAAUAACAUGCGGUUCUUUGCCCCUGCUGGAUUUUCCCCUCAGUCGCACCACUCCUUGCAAAGGGGGUCGUCCUUCUCCUCCACCCAAACCCAGUCCCUCCCAUUCUCCAAGGCACAGUUUACUUCCAUUGAGCGAAUGAUUUUGAAGGGGAGCUUUGCCUUCAACAAGAACACCAUUACGAUAGAGGAGCCACAGAGGAUGCAGGAGGAGAUGAGGAUGAACAAGAUAGCUCUGAUGCCAGACCCCCUCCAAAUUGUCCACAGGGUGGAGUCCAUUGACGAGACUGAGGAAGGGGGUGAAGUUGAGCAAGAGGAGGUCAAACCGAGGAGAAAGUAUGUUCCGGCACAGGAUAAGAUUCAGAAGGAGCUACAGGAACAGAGCAAGCGUGAGAAAGAACUAUCACAAUUGCGAGCCAAGUGGAAAUCCACCCCAGACCUGUCCAAGUCAGAUGAUAAGAUUGAAGGGGAGGCUAUUGGCGUAGAUCGCGACGUAGAGGGGGAAGGAUUAACAAAACCUAGUGCACUUCGGAGGCAGAUGAGCUCUUCCACACAAAAGCUCACAAUUAUCGACGAUGUCACCACAACAGACGUCCUCAGAAUAAAUAAGCCCACUGUUCGGAGACGACAGUCUGCUCUGAUCAACCAAUGGGAAGAAAUGAUAAAGCAACAACAACAGAAAAAUAAUAAAAAUUAAACAUAAUUAUAGCUGCAUGACUUAUAACUAAUCCUGCACGCUAUGUAUAUUUAAAUACAUGUAUGUCGUAUGUAUAACUGAAAUUAAUAUCCUGCAUUGAGUAGGUUUAGUCAAUCCGUGGAUAACAGCAACGGUGGAUAUAGAUUACCAUUUAAUAAUUUACUAAUCAUACCAAUAGAGCUAGAUUUUAAAUAAUUAUUUUCAAGUACAGAAAGAUUCGAAUUAUUAUUGACAUUAUAUUAUUGACAUUUACUUCAAAUUCCACAUUAUAAUUAUUUUAUGAAUACCAUUAUGUACAUUGCACAGAGUCACUAUAAGCUUUCAUGUAUCCUUCUUGUUUUAAUGUACCCAAAGAAUUAACAGAAUUGAAAUUAUGUAUGUGGGAGUGAACCGAUGUCAUCACUGCACUGAUAUGACUUAUGAUGUAUUAUACAUGAACAUUAGCAAUUAAACAACUUUAUAUUAUAUAA